AUGGGUGUUAUUCUGUGUCUCCAGCUCCUAUGUUUCUUUCUUUUAACUAGUUCCUUCAUUAAAGCAUCUGAUAUAAAUGUGGGAACCUAUGAAUCUGAUAGAAUAACUAACCUUCCUGGCCAACCUUCAAGCCCUUCAGUUUCACACUUUUCAGGUUACAUCACUGUCAAUGAAGACUAUGGGAGGGCCCUUUUCUACUGGUUCUUUGAAGCUCAAUCUGAACCGUCCAAGAAGCCUCUCCUUCUGUGGCUCAAUGGAGGACCUGGAUGCUCCUCCAUUGGGUAUGGUGCAGCUGUUGAGGUUGGACCUCUUAUAGUCAACAAAAAUGGGGAAGGGUUGCAUUUCAACCCCUACUCUUGGAAUCAAGAGGCAAAUUUGCUAUUUGUGGAGUCCCCAGUUGGAGUUGGAUUUUCUUACACUAACACAUCUUCUGAUCUUACCAGAUUAGAGGAUAAUUUUGUGGCCGAGGAUGCUUACAAUUUCUUGGUGAAUUGGCUUCAAAGAUUCCCACAGUUCAAAUCCCGGGACUUUUAUAUUUCAGGAGAAAGCUAUGCUGGCCACUAUAUCCCUCAGCUUGCAGAGUUAGUCUUUGAUCGAAACCAAGACAGAACCAAAUACCCCUUUAUUAAUCUUAAAGGUUUUAUUGCUGGGAACCCAGAAACUGAUGAUUACUAUGACUAUAAAGGCCUGUUGGAAUAUGCAUGGAGCCACGCAGUAAUAUCUGACCAACAAUACGAUAAAACAAAGCAAGUAUGUGAUUUUAAAAAAUCGGAAUGGUCUAAAGAAUGCAAUCAGGCCAUGAAUCUAGUCUUUCAAGAUUACUCAGAAAUUGAUAUAUACAACAUUUAUGCCCCUUCAUGUCGUCUAAACAACACAGCCUCAAAAGCUGAUAAUAGUAACAGUAACGGCCCUGAAUCAUUUACAAAGGUGAGAAAUGAUUAUAGAAAAAAGAGAAUGAGAAUUUUUGGGGGCUAUGACCCUUGUUAUUCCACAUAUGCAGAAGAAUAUUUCAAUAGGGUAGAUGUUAAGUCAUCUUUUCAUGCAGAUACUAAAAGAGGCACUAACGUAACAUGGAAGGUUUGCAAUGAUUCCAUAUUGCGGACUUACAACUUCUCUGUUUUUUCGAUCCUACCUAUCUACACCAAACUCGUCAAGGGUGGCCUUAAGAUAUGGAUUUACAGUGGAGAUGCUGAUGGCAGAGUACCAGUGAUAGGAACACGAUAUUGCGUUGAGGCUCUUGGAUUACCUCUCCAAUCUAGUUGGCAAACUUGGUACCAUGAUAAUCAGGUUGGAGGAAGGAUAGUUGAAUAUGAAGGGUUGACAUAUGUUACUGUGAGAGGAGCUGGUCACUUGGUGCCACUCAACAAACCCAGUGAGGCUCUCUCACUUAUUCAUUCUUUCCUAACAGGCGAGCAUCUUCCUAGUCGUGGAUAA
Abrus precatorius (Indian licorice) is the source of this 1434-nucleotide messenger RNA. RefSeq names its product serine carboxypeptidase-like 26. The record is from RefSeq and is a predicted model, not a curated record. Gene Ontology annotation, cellular component: vacuole. The transcript is spliced from 10 exons. Bases 1 to 1434 code for a protein of 477 amino acids. Lineage: Eukaryota; Viridiplantae; Streptophyta; Magnoliopsida; Fabales; Fabaceae. Gene Ontology annotation, molecular function: serine-type carboxypeptidase activity. Gene Ontology annotation, biological process: proteolysis.